Molecule: messenger RNA, 2235 nt
Organism: Ostrea edulis (European flat oyster)
Lineage: Eukaryota; Metazoa; Mollusca; Bivalvia; Ostreida; Ostreidae
Exons: 2
Coding region: 125-1798 (557 amino acids)
Biological process (GO): positive regulation of DNA-templated transcription
Cellular component (GO): nucleoplasm; chromatin
Molecular function (GO): ubiquitin-protein transferase activity; protein binding; zinc ion binding
Source: RefSeq, a predicted model, not a curated record
GAUAGUGUAUACAGGCUGACACGCCGCACAGGUAUUUAAUUCUCAGGACUAGACGGAAGGUCGAAAGAACAGGGAGGCCAUGUUGGAUUUUAAGUAAAGUUCUCGUGUGAUCCCGCCAUCAGAAAUGCAUCCCCGGCGCAGUGCUCAGGAAGUCCUACUGUGUGACCUCUGUGAAACUGUCCCCCUACAGAGUCACUGUGAACUUUGUAAUAUAAAUCUCUGUGUUAACUGUGCAGUAAAGCAUCUCUCAGACUCGUCUAAAAGACACAAUGUCGUGCCGUUUUUACAGAGAAAGGUUACCCCUAACUACCCAAAAUGUCCGAAACACCCCGAAAAACACUGCGAACUUCACUGCGAGGAAUGCAACAUUCCUGUCUGUUCUACCUGCGUCUCCUCAGGUAAACACAAAGGUCACGAUAUGUCAGAUAUCCUGGAAAAACUCAGCGCUAAAACAGAAAGUUUACAAAAAGAUCUAAAAGAACUCGAGACAAGAAUUUACCCGCGAUAUGAAGAAAUGGCCUCCGAUGUGCAAACUGAAAAAGCCGAGUUAGAAACGAAAUACGGGAAACUGACCACAAUUGCUGACCAACAAGGAGAAAUCUUACACCGGGAGAUUACCGCCAUUGUCAACCGACGGAAAUCCGCCAUUGCGGAGAUGAAAACUAAACAUCUGGAGGCACUAAAUAAAAAUACAGAAGAAAUCACACAGAAAAUGGCGGAACUCAAACAGAUCAUGUCCGACUUGAAAUCAAUCCUAAAAUUAAAUGACGUCUCCUUAACCUCUACUUACAAAUCUAGGAAUUCUGAAUUUAGAACAUUACCGCCUAAAGUCCGCGUUACAGUACCGAGUCUCUCUCCUCAGAAAAUAAACAAAGAUCAGCUCAAUGAAAUGUUUGGUUCUCUGCCGCCAUUAUCCAUUAACACAGAACAUGGCGACACAAUGAAGUCAGCAGAAGCUGUAUCGUCUCCUCCAGUCAAACCACUGCUUGAUGAGCCGCGCGUCACCGCCACCAUAAACACUGGGUAUAGCAGGUUCUUAGACAGACUAUUCAGUGUUAGCUGUCUGAGUGAAGAUCAAGUCUGGACAUGCGGGAUAAACAACACCAUGAAGCUGCUCAACCUCCAGAGUAAACUACUGACAUCAAUACAAACCAAGUCAGGGAACAGACCAAUAGACAUAGCAGUGACACGGGACGGAGAUCUUGUUUAUACUGACUAUGAUGAUAACACUAUAAACUUAAUUAAGAAUAAACAGAUACAGACCGUGAUCACACUACAGGGGUGGAGACCUCUCUCUGUCUGCUGUACCGCGGGUAACGACCUCCUGGUUAUCAUGGACAGUGAUGAUGUCAAACAAUCCAAAGUCGUGCGUUACUCCGGCUCCACAGAGAAACAAAGCAUUCAGUUUGAUGAUCAGGGUCGUCCUCUCUACUCAUCUGAUGGUGACAGUAAAUACCUCAGUGAGAACAAGAACCUGGAUAUCUGUGUGGCUGACUGUGGAGCUAGUGCAGUAGUGGUGGUCAAUCAGUCAGGAAAACUCCGAUUUAGAUACACUGGUCAUCGCUCUAAUACCAAGCAAUCAUUUACUCCACACGGCAUCACUACAGACAGCCAGAGUCACAUCCUGACAGCAGACGGUAACAAUCGCCGUAUCCACAUCCUAGAUCAGGACGGACAGUUCCUCCGUUACAUUCACUGUGGUUUACGCGGUCCAUGUGGUUUAUGUGUGGACAUCAGAGACAACCUCUUUGUGGCUGAGCGUCACACUGCUAAAGUGAAGAAAAUCCAAUAUCUAUAAUCACAGUGUUAAUUACACAGCUCUACAGUGUUAAUUACAUCUACCAACACAGUGUUAAUUACAUCUACCAACACAGUGUUAAUUACACAGCUCUACAGUGUUAAUUACAUCUACCAACACAGUGUUAAUUACAUGUCUAACCAGAGAGUAAAAUUACAACACCGUGUUAAUUACAUCUGCUUGUUAAUUACAAUCCUGUGUACAUAACAACCCUAUGUUAAUUACAAUCCUGUGUAAAAUACAGCCCUGUGUUAAUUACAGUCCUGUGUUAAUUACAGCCUGUGUUAAUUACAGCCCUGUGUACAUUACAGUCCUCUGUUUGUGAUGUGUAACAUGUACUUGUGUUUGUGAGUUUAACAGAACAUUAUUUUGUUUGUGAAUUAAUUCAAUAUGUGUUUGAUUUUACAAUGUAUAUAUUAGAUAAACAUGAUACAGAG